Molecule: messenger RNA, 7157 nt
Organism: Apis florea (little honeybee)
Lineage: Eukaryota; Metazoa; Arthropoda; Insecta; Hymenoptera; Apidae
Gene: thw
Product: chitin-binding domain protein thawb
Cellular component (GO): extracellular region
Molecular function (GO): chitin binding
Source: RefSeq, a predicted model, not a curated record
AAACAUAGGGCAACAACUGACGGACUUACACAACCAUAUACACGUCGUUUGGUCAACGUCGUUGAAACACACUUACAAGUUGCAUACAUACUUACGCACACACUUGAACUCCGUUCAGAGUACGUAAAAAAACGUAUCUCGGAAAAGAGAAAGCAUUACAGAUAGGAUCGGGUCACAUAGGAAGAAGAUGACCAAGGAGCGCGCGAGGGUUACAGGAAAAAAACGAAAACAGAGGGAGAUGGGAAGAGGAAGCGGAGAGGGAGGACGAUGGGGAGAAGAAGGUGAGAGCGGGUGGUUAAGGUGGUUCUCCUGGUGAGGAUGGUAAAAGGUAAGCAGCGCGUAUAGCGCGUGCGCUCGUCGGUUAGUCCGAUACACCUAAUACACGCAUACAGGCACAGAUACAGAGGCACGAUGCAAUGGGGGUUAGGAGGCGAAGAGAGGAACGGCGGGGUUAACAUCGGAGGGAGGAUCGCAAACUCUAACGAGGAAGCGAGGAAGCGAGAAAGCGAGGAAGCGAGCGGGGCGAGCGUAAGCGAGAUGGGAUAACAGUUGGAAACGUGAAUGGGGAAGAGUGGAAUAGAGACAGCGAGCUGCGACAGUCGAUGGACAAAGAAGCGAGGAUUCGCGAGGAUCCUUGCGCGGUAUGAGGUUUGCAUGCCUAGCAGACGGCUCCUCAGUAUCGUCCUACGUUCCGCUCGCGACGUGACCCUUUAACUUGGUGUACUGGUCCGCGCGCCAUCCGAACUUGUCUGAUGCGCAUCCGUUCAUCUUCUCGUGUAUACCGGUGUUACCAUUGUUGCACGCGCCACUGUUGCUCGUUGCUCUUCUUUUUUUUUUUUUUCUUUCUCUCUCUCUCCCCCUCUCGUUUUCACGCACCGUUCAGUGAUACGAUCCCGAAGAAGGGCGAAAGUAUUACGUUCGUUUCGUCCCGUCACGGGUGAUGAGUGCCGUUUGUCGUAUCCUUGAACCGUUUCCAUUAGUAGGAAUACCAACAAAGUGAUCGAAGGAGGGUGACACGGAAGAGGGAAAUAUAUUGGAUGUUACGCACAAUCAUGCACAAAAAUUUAUCCAGAAUGGUAUGCCUUGAAAUAAUCAUAUUUUUAUGUUCAAUGGUCACUUUUAUGGUCAGCAAUUGCGAAACAGAGUCAGAAAAUAGUAACAAGAAGGUAAAUUUGCCCUAGCUCCCGUCAGAGUUGGAUUUAUCCAGUCUAGAAGCAUCGGUAGAAAACGAAGAAUCGUUGAGAAAAAUAGUGAAGAGGCUGGCACCGGAGAAGAAUGGCGAGUACCAAAUUUAUCAAGUCUUCUUCGGCAAUGUGGAUCUUCUCAAGGAAUGGCUCAAAGGAGCGGGCGUGACAGGACAGCCCGGAGUAGACUUUCCAGCGCUCACGACAAUUCCAACCACUUCGUUCAGCUGUCGCGGCUUGAAAGGUGGUUACUACGCGGACUUGGAGACAAAUUGUCAAGUAUUCCACAUCUGCGACAAUGGCCGGAAGAUAUCGUUCCUCUGUCCCAACGGUACCAUCUUUCAGCAAUCGCAGUUGAUUUGCGAUUGGUGGUUUAAGGUGGACUGUAGCAAAUCCACCGAGCUGUACGAGCAAAGCAGCGAGCAGCUGUUCGAGGAGGAGAGGAGACGAACCGAGGCGCGAAAAUCGAAAUUCGACUAUCAACAAUCGAUCGAGCAGCAAGAUCGCGGCCAACAAGAUUACUACGACGUUCAAAAUCUUAGCUACGACGGUAAACAGAACGGAAGGAUCAAACCUUACGAGGAGCCUCCCCGAGAGAACCAGCUGCAAUCGAACAGAGAAAGGAUCAAAUCCUCCCGCCAUCUUGACUCCGGCAAUAAUUUCAGCCAGGAAUCGCAAAGAGAUAACGAUCAAUUGUUGGGUGUGAAUGGGUUUCGAUCAUCGAGUCAACCGUCCAACUUGAAGCAACAAUUCGAUCAAUUUACAAGGAGUACCGAGGAAGGGAACGCGAACAAGUAUUCGACCACCGUCAAUCAAGAUUAUUAUACAGCCUCGAAAAAGACUCAAAAUUACUACGUGACAAAUAGAAACUCGAACGCCCAGCGGGACGAUAAAGGAACUCUCAAGAGAUUGAAGUUCAAAGGUAGAGGUAAUUCGACUUCUGCCGCUUCGCAGAGGGUGACCCCGGCUUAUACGGAGUCGACCACGUUCAGAGGAAGUAAUACCAGCCCUGUGAAAGAAUCGCAGCAAUUUGCGGAAAGCGCGGCGUUCGUUGGAAAUCGUGGGAAUCGAUUCAACGAGAACGCUGGAAACACGCAUCACUAUUACUACCAAUUGUAUAUUAAUCGGGGGGAUUCCACCACGAGAAAUCCUGAUCACGACCCGACCACUUCGACCAGCCGGAGGCGGGAUAACGAAAACGACUCGUCCACGGGGAGAAACGAUUACACCCAGUUUACACCCACUUCCACGCGCUAUUACGAGACGACCGCGCAAUACCCGACACCCACUCCAGCGACUACCACUCCAUGCGACGACGAAAUCGCCACGACGGAGGAAAGUAGCCUCUCGACAAAGUCGUUCGCCAAUUUCGAUACCCGACCGACCGAAUCCCUUCAAUUUGCCAAUACCAACUACGAGUAUCGUAGCGGAAGCCAGAGGACUACAGGAACCAACGUUCGAAGCAGCUUCGUCGAUAAAAAUUACUACGAUAUUAACGUUAACAGGGAAUCUAGCAGAUCGACUAGCAACGUAGGAACGAUUCCUCCAACCUCUCGCUCCUACGUGACCACGGAUACUUAUCGCCAAAACACGGUAACACCGAGCCCUCCGCAACAGAGGUACACGACUACCACCACCAAUUAUUACCAGUCGCCUACAUCCACCGCGUCUUUUCGUAGCAAUAAUUUUCCUCGCGGUACAGAGAGACCGGUACUAAACACGAUCGAUAGUCGGUCCAAUGGAUUAAACGGCGAUUCGAAACCUAGCGGCAAGAACCCUUCCACGGUUUCGCCGGGUUAUCGACAAAACUUCGUCACCACCACGGAGAAACCUACGUUCAAGACUACGUCGGUUUCUCAUCAACAAAAUACCGAGAAGGAUCCGAGCCCCUACGAUAGAAGUUUCACGUACAAACAGGGCAAAGUAAUGUCUACCCUGGGCCCUUACGUUCCGUUUACCAGGAAUUACGCGUACACAUCGGCGACAGGCACCGUUUCAAGGCCCACCCUCUACACCCCCACGGUGCCUGCUUAUACCACGGCUUACGAAUCGCCGAAAACUUCCACGCCGAAAUCCACGAGAUAUCCUGCACCGACGAGUAAAAGCAAGACGAACGCAUCGCGAUCCUCCGAGAGGGAGCACGUGUUAAGCAUGCUCCACUCCCUCAAGAAUCUGGAGCACAGUGUGCCCGACGCGUUCAAAGGAAGCGAGAAAGCGAGCAAUGUUUCCGUUCCUCCCCCCGAUCCGUCCACCUUGCACUCUCUGGCGCUCUAUUUUUCCACGGCUACCGAGAACUUCAACUCCAACGAGACUACAGACUCGUCUUUGAACGCAGAAUCGGCGGACGAUGAUGUACAGGGAUCGAUACUUUUCUCGAAGAAAAGUAACGAGACGGUUCAAGUGCCGACCAGCCUUCUCACUCGACAUACCAUCGACUCGUACACGGAAUUGUUCAAAUUGAACGACGCUGUGGAGAUCGGGAACGCGACGAGCACGGAAGAUCGUCUGGAUAACGGGAACGGAGAGGACGACGAUCUGGAGCUUCAACAAAGCGGAGGAUCCUUGGACGAUCUUCGAAAGUCGAACGGUACCAGGCUCAGGGAGUUGGCACAAGUGUUCACGCACGCUUUGUCCGCGUAUUUAUUGGAUCCAGACACGUUCAAGAAGGUCUUGACCGAGAUCAGGCCCACCGAACCAUCUCGAACUACGUUGGAAACCGAUCUGUGGACCACCACCGCUUAUCCUCCGGAGGACGAAGAUAAGGACGGUUCGUUGGACAGGGAAAAGGACGAGGUUUUAGACUUCUCGGACGACAGUAACGAUAUCAGGCAGAAAUUGACCACCGCCUAUCCCACCACUUUCGAACUGCCCAGCACCACGGUACAAGAAAAUCUUUACGAGACCUUGAGCACUAUGCCAAGCACCUAUUACACUACGCCGAGAACAUCCGGCCAAAAUUUCUUCGAAUAUAGUACGAACUUGGUAUCGUUGAAUCCCGUCUCUGGUAACUAUUUCGAGAGUUCCACGCCACCGACAGAGAGCACGUUUACGACAGAGGCGAACAGCACACCGUACGCGAGCGAUUCGAGCGGAUCUUACAAUCGGAAUAACGAGAUAGACGAAGGAAGCGUGGUCGAGUCAACGGACGUCCCGAUGUCUUCCGACGAGAAUCGGAAUCGAGUCGGGGGUUUCCAAAACAACAGCGUCACGACAAUCGCCGAACCGUACACCGAUAGAAUAUCACUCGUCACCACUCCGACGAGCGACAAUUACGUCGUCUCGCCGACACCUUUAUCGCCAUCGAUGUUCAUGCACAUGGUUACCUACAACUGGAACAAGAAAUCGACGAGCAAAAAGCCCGAGCAACAACUCAGUCCUCCGUUGUUCGACGGAAGUCACUCCCCCGUCAAACCGAUUAAAGGAAACGACAAGAUUCCCGCGUCUCCCGACAAUUAUCCCAGCACCCAGACAUCCCAGCACAAGGUGCGCGCGACCACCCUCGCCUCGAUCUCGAACAAUUACGAGACGUCGACCGAGCAACCUUCCUUCAAAAUUCCUCGACACAAAUCGUUGUUGACCGAGGCAAAAGUUGGGGUUUCCCUGCCAACCUCGAGAAACAGUUACACGAAAUUCAGGAAUCUUUACAAUCGCGUGGACGAGCACAACGUGGAGACAACCGAGAGAACGACGCCCACCACGACCAUUUUAACCGAAUUCCCCACAACGACUGUAUCCACCGUCGAGACUACGUCUUAUGCGAACGAUUAUUCCAACGACUCGUUCGAAACCACGAACCAACCUAAGAGGAAAGAAUCCAAAAAAGUAUUGGACAACGAUCAUUGGACCUCGUCACCGGCUGUCACUCAUCUGUGGGAGACCUCCGUGUUCGUCGAUCCUCAAAGGAUCAACUACGAUUUGGAGUCGGAUGUCGAAUCGACGGUGUCGUCGACGGGAACGCAAUUCACCGUGACUGACAGCCGAGAAUACGGGAACACGCCUUCCUUCGAUGACGACACGUUGACCAUUUCGGAAGAAUCGUCGUCCACGGACGACGAGGAUACGUCAAUUUCCGUGCAAAGGUUGUCCAGGGACAAGGAUUCACCGACGACCUUCUCUCUGCUUCCCACUUCGUUCACCGUGGAGAACACGGUGACGCCAAAGCCAUUGAUCACCACACGAUCCAGUAUCACCACCACGAUAACCUCCUCCAUCACGUCGACGAAAUCGUUGCCCGGCCAACAGGGCCUGGUGACUUUGCUUCCUUACACGAGUUCCGUCGCGAGUAAAUCGAACGGGACGGAGGACGAAAUUGCGGAGAAAUUGUUCGGCAAAUUAAACGCUUCGAGCACCGACACGUUGAUGAGAGUGAUGAAACAGGCGGAUAAUAACGAGACCGUUCGACAACUUGUCCUUCUUUUGAUACGGCAUUGCAACGAUCCGGCCAACAACACGUUGCAACGGGAGGAGCUGUUGAACGCUUUGCUCAGAUUGCCCGUGAACGAAUUCUCGUCCGAGGAGUCGAAAAACGUGGUGGCCGAGAUUAAUCGGCUCGAUCUGCCCGCCACCGUUAAAUCGGUUAAUUACGCGAGAAGCGGCUCGACCGCGCCAUUGAUUACCGAGCCGCCCGUGACCACGUUCAGGAGUAGGAAGAGCCGAAAAUUUCGCUCGACCACGGAAAAUUCGGCGAAUGUAGCGAGACGAUCGGAAAAAGGGACGGUAUCGGACGAGAAUAAUUCCCUCCAGGAGGAUGACAGCUUCGCGUCUGACAAUAGGGCGCUUGAACUUCUUAGAUCGUUGUACACUAUAGCUACUAAAUGGGGGUGAAAUUGUACGAUACAAAUUGUGGCGAGGAUCGUUUUACCGUCGACAGGCUUCGAAGAAUAAAUAAAUUCAUUCGUGUUCUUUUUUUUUUUUUUUAAAUUAUUACUCUUGUUGCUAUAUCGUAUUGGUUUGUUUGGAAUCGAUCGAUCGUUCGAAAAUAUAUUGAUCGUGAUGAUAAUUUUCAACGGUUGAUUGAUUUUGAACGGACACAUAGAUGCGUUAGAUAAUCUGAAUUGAUCGAUCUUUCGUUUUCUUCUUAAUCUUGUAUCUUGGUUUAUUUUUGCUCGAUCAAUUUUUUCGAUUCGAUGAAAGAAGGUGAAAUUUCAAUUACGAUACGAUACGAAAUUGGAGGAUUUUUACGGGUGAUGGGAAUACGUAUUUAGUUACUAUACGAUGGAAAUAUCUCUUCUUUAAAUUUUAUACACGCACGGAAUCUUUUCAAAGAAUAAAAGAUAAGAAGUUACGAUUAGUUAGUGAACGACGAAACGACUCCCGAUUAAUUUCGCUUGAAUCGUGCGUCACGGACACAGACCGUGGGAAUAAUGAAAUUCUUUGGAACUCGUUCGUUAGACUGUAAAUUAAUUAUAUAUCUAUUAAUUGCACCUGAUCGUUAACAGUAUUACAUCGCAUAUCGCGAACACUUGUAUCAUAAUCGUUGUACACCCUUUGUUGAAUAAAUAAGGAUUUCGAUGUUCUAUAAUAAAUCCGACAACUUACCCUCCACGCGAAAUAUGGAUAUAUCCACUUAUAUUUAUAUGCGUUGAAAUAGUUUUUGUGGUUUACAAAAAUUUUAAUCAUUACGAGGAAAACUUAUGGAAACUUAUAUCGUAGAAACUUAUAUUGUAUCUUGGAAUCGCUUUAAAUCUUGGUGCUGGUAUGUUUUUUUGCAUCUUAUUUUAAAAGAUAACAACUUCGAAGAUACGAGGCCCUUGAUAAAUAUAAAUGAAUCGUUUGUAAAAUCUUUUUAUUUUAUUUCACUUUAAUAAUUUUAUUAUUUUUCGUUUUAUCCAAUUUUCUAAAAUAAAAUGAUCGAUUCGUAAUAACAUUGAACAACGAUGUCUAUCUCUUUAUUUCAGAUCUAUUAUUUUUUUAAUUGUACUUCGUUUUUAAUAAGUAUUCAAAUCGAUGCUUAUCACACAUUACCGAUCAAUA